GUAAUAACACUCCGUGGCAGUAGGUGGCGUUGUCGCGCAUUAAGUAACACAACGGCAGUCACACAAAACGGAAGCAGGAGUAGAACUGGAAGACGCUCACACGUGUUUCCAUCAUGUCUGCCUGUCGUCUUGUUGUGGAAUGAUAUGUCACCAGUUUGUUCUUUAAAAUAAUAUAUACAGUAUAAGUUAUCGAGUGCAGCUUUAAAGGAACAUUUGAGGCUUCAACAUGGCCCAGAGAAAGAAGAAGCUGACGAAGAAGAAGAGAUACGGAGCCACGGAGGCUGAUUCUGAUUCCGGGGACUUUGAGUUGGCUGCUGAAGUUAAAGACGAUGAUUCGUCAGGGAAGAAGCUGCCACGGUUCCCUGCCUCAUCAGACUGCCUGUCAGAUGUGGAACCGGACACCAGGGAGCUAGUCAGAGCCCAAAACAAGAAAAAGAAGAAGUCUGGAGGUUUUCAGUCAAUGGGUCUCAGUUACCCCGUUUACAAAGGAGUAAUGAAGAAGGGUUACAAAGUCCCAACUCCAAUCCAAAGAAAGACUGUCCCAGUGAUUCUGGAUGGAAAGGAUAUUGUAGCCAUGGCCAGGACUGGCAGUGGUAAGACAGCUGCCUUUUUGAUUCCAAUGUUUGAGAAGCUGAAGGCCCCUCAAGCCCAAACAGGAGCCAGGGCCCUCAUCCUGACCCCCACCAGAGAGUUGGCUUUGCAGACUAUGAAGUUCACAAAAGAGUUGGGAAAGUUCACUGGCCUCAAGACUGCCCUUAUCCUCGGUGGAGACAGAAUGGACGACCAGUUUGCUGCUCUUCAUGAAAACCCUGACAUAAUCAUCGGCACGCCCGGUCGUCUCAUGCAUGUUGUCAAGGAGAUGAACCUGAAGUUGCAGAAUGUGGAGUAUGUGGUGUUUGAUGAGGCCGACAGGUUGUUUGAAAUGGGUUUUGCGGAGCAGCUUCAAGAGAUCAUCCGCAGGAUGCCAGACACCAGACAAACUCUGCUCUUCUCUGCCACUCUGCCCAAACUGCUGGUGGAAUUUGCCAGAGCUGGGCUGACGGAACCGGUGCUUAUUCGUUUGGAUGUGGAUUCUAAGCUCAGUGAUCAGAUCAAGCUCUCAUUUUUCCAUUUGCGUGCGGACAACAAGCCAGCAAUGCUGCUUCAUCUCCUCAGGAACGUGAUGAAGCCUCAGGAGCAGACAGUGGUCUUCGUAGCCACCAAACACCAUGUCGAGUACCUCAAGGAGCUGCUUCUCUCAGAAGGAGUUGAGUGUGCCUACAUCUACAGUGCCCUUGAUCAGACUGCCAGAAAGAUCAACAUUGGAAAAUUUGUGCACAGAAAAGCCAUGGUGCUAAUUGUAACUGAUGUUGCAGCCCGUGGUAUUGACAUCCCCCUGCUGGACAAUGUCAUUAACUACAAUUUCCCAUCCAAGGCCAAGCUCUUCUUGCACAGAGUUGGUCGUGUGGGACGUGCGGGCCGCAGUGGAACAACAUACAGUUUAAUUAGUUCAGAUGAGAUGCCUUUUGUCUAUGACCUGCACCUCUUCCUUGGGAGGCCUGUUCAGUUCGCAACACAUGAACACACACGCGAUUCAGAUGGUGUGUUCGGCCGCGUCCCUCAGACCAUCCUUGAUGACGAGGGCUCUCAUCUCAUCGCGGCGCACGAAAACUUGCAGGACCUUGAGAACUUACAUCGUAUCUCUGAGAACGCCUACAAGCAGUACCUCAAAUCUCGACCAAACCCCUCACCUGAGUCCAUCAGACGGGUCAAAAACACAGACCUGUCCAGCAUGGCAGUCCAUCCAUUACUCGGGUCAGGUUUGGAGAAAAUGGCACUGGAGCAUCUUCAGUUAGUUGAUGCCAUCAAAGGCUACAAAUCCAAAUCGACUAUCUUUGAAAUCAACUCCAACAGUAAGACACAGGCCAGCGGGGUGAUGCGGGCUAAACGUUCAAAAGACGCACAGUUGGUGGACAAAUUCAGCAAACAUAGAGAGGAUCUGGCUGCAGAGACCCGCCUGCAUCAGCCCACAAACACAACCACUGCUGACGAGGAUUUCACAAUCACCAGUGGCGAUCAGGACGAUGAUCUUAAUGGGGUGUUCUCAGCAGUGGUUGGUGGAAAAAGGAAAGGCCUGCAGGGAGAUAGUGAAGAACGGCCAAAGAACAAGAAAGGCAAGCAGGCGGGUAAAGAUGAGGAGUAUUACAUCCCAUACAGACCCAAAGACUUUGAUUCUGAGAGAGGGUUAAGUCUUGGUGGAGAUGGCAGUGCCUUUGACCAGCAGGCCUCCUCAGCCGUCCUGGACCUCAUGGGUGACGAAGGAGACAACCUCAACAAGCACAAACACAUCAUGAAAUGGGACCGAAAGAGGAAGCGCUUUGUGAAAGAAACAGGAAAGGAAGACCAUAAGAAGAGGAUCAAAACAGACGCUGGACAGGUCAUCAAUAACAAGAAAAACAAGAAGAACUUCUACGAGGAGUGGAAGAAAAAAUACAAGAUUGAUGAUGCAGAAGAUGGCUUGGAUGAAGAAACAGGAGGAGGAGGUGGAGGGAGGCAGCCAGGAGGAGGUCGUGGUCGUGGUCGAGGUCGAGGUCGUGGCGCUACCCCACAGAGCCGCACAGGACCACAGUUUACGCCUGGUGGCCGCAGAGUGCGCUCAGAGCUGAAGACGCGCAAGCAGAUCCUGGAGCAGCGCAAGAAAACGCAGAAGCAGGAGUUCCUCCAGGGCGGAGGGAUGAAAAAUCUCCGUGCCAAGAACAAAAAGUGGCUUGGAGAAGUUAAGAAGUCAGGUUUUGGACGAGGCGGGCAAAAGAAAGGCAAGAUGAAGAAGAGAAUGUGAGGAGAACACCCACGGGUGUGAGAAACUAGAGAUCAAGAGAAUGGCGAGGGACUGAAUGAUGAAUGACCAGAUGAUCCGUGCUUCAUGAUGCCUUGUGUGAUUGUGGAUUGAAGGAGGAGAGUUGAGAUGUGCCUCAUCAUUUUUGCUCGUCGCUGAAUGAACUCUGUCACAGAGUGAAGGAAAGAACGAUCCAAUGAACUGGAUUCUCUUCUUUCAAGAGUAUCGGGCAGAAUAAUCUGCUCACAUGGGAUUUGUGUUGUAAAAUGUUAUUCACAUUAAGAGAUAGCAGAAUACAAAUGUGAAUAAGGCUUUAAUAUGUGUCACAUCUUCAUUUGCAGUCCAGUUCCCUGUGGAUUCAGAAGGCAAACAUAUCUGAGGAACAAGAUAUGAGAUGAGCUUGUUUAUGUGGGAUUAUAUAUUUAAAUUUCCUCCUGCAAUGAAGAUCCAUUUUGUGUACCAGCUUGGUGUGACUUUUUCCAGGGCCUGGAAUGCUGAUAGAAUAUAUCAGUCAGUGCUACCAUAUAAAUGUAUGUAAUGUAUCAGUUUAAAAAAAAAAAAAAAAAGAGAACAGAAAUGAGUAAAUUGUUCACAUUACAUUCAACUUUUAAAAACAAUGUUGUUUCUUUUGCUCAUAUACAUUCAAGGUUUCCAGGUGAAUGCCCUUUGAUUUGAAUUGAGUUUCUCCUAAGAAAUCCAACCUAAAACUAACUCAACCAUAAAAAUGUAUAAAUUGAGUCUUGAAUAGAUAUGGUCCUGCAAUCCUAAGAGAGUAAGUAACAAUGCAAGUUAACUACACUACUGUGUUACACUUUUCUACCUGAGGUGUGUCACGUGUAGAUGCAUCAAGGUAGAAACUUGAUUUUUCAUACUUUAUUUACAUAAGAUAUAAUGCACCUGUGUCUGGGAAAUACAACUUGUUAUUAGUAUCGAGUCAGUGGACAUGAUUGGAAAAAAUAUAAAUAUGUAUGUAGAAUAAAAAGAGCUCAUUUGUAUACAAGUAAAACCUGACACAAUUUA
Molecule: messenger RNA, 3835 nt
Organism: Solea senegalensis (Senegalese sole)
Lineage: Eukaryota; Metazoa; Chordata; Actinopteri; Pleuronectiformes; Soleidae
Gene: ddx54
Product: DEAD (Asp-Glu-Ala-Asp) box polypeptide 54
Exons: 20
Coding region: 227-2818 (863 amino acids)
Cellular component (GO): nucleus
Molecular function (GO): RNA binding; ATP binding; RNA helicase activity
Source: RefSeq, a predicted model, not a curated record